This is a messenger RNA of Drosophila ficusphila, 911 nucleotides long. RefSeq names its product MAPK regulated corepressor interacting protein 2. Bases 133 to 558 code for a protein of 141 amino acids. Lineage: Eukaryota; Metazoa; Arthropoda; Insecta; Diptera; Drosophilidae. The record is from RefSeq and is a predicted model, not a curated record. The transcript is spliced from 3 exons.
AAUCUGGUAUAUCUAAAUUGGUCAGCGUCGGUCACUCUUUGCUCAAGAGAAAAGAUUUGUAGGAAAUAUAAAUAACUUUUCGGCAAUAAACAAGACGAAUUGAGGGCUGAAUUUAAACGAGGAGAUAAAAAUAUGGAUCGCAAUAACGGACGUUACCCGUACAAUAUAAGGCGACAAAAUAGUGGCCACAAUCCAUCGCACAGCUAUCAUCAUCACCACAAUAACAACUCCGCGGCGGGGGCGUCAAGUUCCCCAGGAUAUAACAACCACAAUGCCGGAAACACUCCGUCAGUCGGAGUUCACAACAGCAACUCGAUCUAUUCAAGCGCCACCGGGCAGCAACAACAAAGCUUGCCGAUCUCGCAACAUGACGAGCUGAUCCGAUACAUCCGGGAGGCAUGGAACAAGGUCUAUGAACAGGGUCCUCCUGUGAUCUACUGCAACGAAUCCGAUAAUCAGCUGAAAAACUUUAAGCCAUUCGAUUUGGAGGAGUAUUGGGGCCAACGACUGGUGCAGAACAUUCACGUGACAACCACGCAGGCUGCUGGACACCAGUAGAAGCGAGAAUCUUACAGCGGACAACGGCAUGUGCUUCAUGUGGUAACAAUUAAUUAAAUUGUAUUUUUUAAAGGGUGCCAGCUCCCUCGAUUAUUGACUAAUUUCCAUGCGAUUGGAAUUUACAUUUAUGUUUGUUUGUAAACUGCUUUGGACCAUUAUGUGUGUAAAAAUUUAUUAAAUCCACUGCCAGCUGAAAGGCAAAAAGAGAUGUAUUCAAUAAAGCGAAGAUUGGCUAACAAUUUCCCCAAGGCACCCUUAAUCUAGCAUGCUAUCUGCAUUUAAGUGUUGUGCAUUAAGCGCGCUUAAAAUUUGACCAGAAAAAUAAUAAACGAUCUAGAGCGUAGACAACUUGA